Nothobranchius furzeri (turquoise killifish) is the source of this 884-nucleotide messenger RNA. RefSeq names its product LSM3 homolog, U6 small nuclear RNA and mRNA degradation associated (gene lsm3). NCBI's taxonomy places the organism in Eukaryota, Metazoa, Chordata, Actinopteri, Cyprinodontiformes, Nothobranchiidae. Gene Ontology annotation, biological process: mRNA splicing, via spliceosome; P-body assembly. The record is from RefSeq and is a predicted model, not a curated record. Gene Ontology annotation, cellular component: catalytic step 2 spliceosome; P-body; Lsm1-7-Pat1 complex. Gene Ontology annotation, molecular function: RNA binding.
GGGGCGUCUACGUAUAUAUGACUGCGACCUCAGAGCCCAUUGAGGCACUAGGCCAGUUAAAGCAUCAUGGCGGAUGAAGUGGAGCAGCAACCACCUACCAACACGGUGGAGGAGCCUCUCGAUUUGAUCAGGCUCAGUCUGGAUGAGCGGAUCUACGUGAAGAUGAGGAAUGACCGGGAGCUCCGCGGUCGACUACAUGCGUAUGACCAACACUUAAAUAUGAUCCUGGGGGAUGUGGAGGAGACGGUGACAACAGUGGAGAUUGAUGAGGAGACGUAUGAAGAACUUUAUAAGUCUACCAAGAGGAACAUCCCCAUGUUGUUUGUCAGAGGAGACGGCGUUGUCCUCGUAGCUCCGCCUCUCCGAGUCGGCUAAGCCCCCCAUGCCUGACAGGAUGAUGUAACUGCUUCUGGGAAGUGUCCAUUUUUGUAGGAGAGUGUUAUAAAUCUUCAUUUUCCUUAUGCUAGACUGUUAUUUCAUCUUUAAAUUUCAUGUGAAUCAGAGGCUCUUCUCUAGGGCAAAAUGUCUGAGGGGGGAAAAACCCAGGAAGUAUGAUGUGAGGACACUUUUUUUUAUUUUUUGACACAUUCUGGGAUUGUAAGAAUCGGCCUCAGUAGAUACUAUUAUUUUUAGUAGAAAAACAUUUUUCUGAAUCUUAUCAGUUCCGAUUGAGUCAUUCCAGUGUUUAUAAAGACUCGGGUCCCCUUGUGAGCGAAAUGUUUGUUAAAUUGCUCAACUUUUAUGUUGAUUUUUAGCUAAAUGAUUGCAUUUGAGUCCCAGAACAUUCUUUUUCUUUUACAUGACGUUAGUGUUUUAUGAUUUAGUCAUGCUCAGGUUUGAAAAUUUUGUUUUUAUGUGGUUGAAUAAAAAGUGAAAAUAAGAAA